Molecule: messenger RNA, 849 nt
Organism: Penicillium antarcticum
Lineage: Eukaryota; Fungi; Ascomycota; Eurotiomycetes; Eurotiales; Aspergillaceae
Product: BTB/POZ domain-containing protein
Exons: 3
Coding region: 1-849 (282 amino acids)
Molecular function (GO): protein binding
Source: RefSeq, a predicted model, not a curated record
AUGUUCAGGCGCUCUUUCGUAACUAAGAACCGGGCGGGCAAGAACGUCAAGGUUGCUAAGAAGAGACACGAGGAGCAGGCGAAGGAGAAGACGCAUCCCAAGAUGGACAGUUCCUCGAUGGAAAGUCCACUUACCAGCCCCAUCGUCACGAUGAUUGUGGGCAGUGAUCAGCGUCUCUUCGCCGCCCACGAGGAUAUUCUAUCCGUUUCGCCAUUUCUUAGUGCCGCUCUGAAGGAGCAAUUCCUGGAGAAUGGCGCUAAGGAACUGACUUUGCCCGAUGAGGAACCUGAAAUUCUGUCAUGUAUUCUCGAGUUUCUGUACAAGGGUGACUAUUUCCCCCGCCUGCUUCACGGUAAGCGUCGUCACUCUUGGUCCCUCGAGAACGCCCAGGACACCAACGAAACUGGUGGCCGCGGGUCGAGCGAGGCAACCUUCUUCCACCCUGGAGUGGGAGACAUUGUCCUCCGUGAUACCGUGGUGUAUUGUGCUGCCGAGAAGUAUGGCCUGGAAGAGCUCAAGCGUAUUGCUUUCCGAAAGCAGGGCCUCCAAAGUGGAAUCCCGGCCGAUGUGAUAUUGCGAUCCGCUCGAUACGCAUAUGACAACACCCCAGAUACAGACUCUCGACUGCGCGCUCAUUACCUGGCUCUCAUCAUCCGCAGCCGCAAGACUUUCAAGAGCAGUGGAACUUUGCAGAUGGAGAUGGAAAAUGGCGGCAAGUUGUUCUUCGAUCUGUUUGUGGCAAUGUGCAACCACAUGGACGAUCUCUCUGAAUUGCGGUACGAUUCACCUUCUCUCUCAUUCUCAGAUCCUUCAUUUACUGCUGACUUCUCCUCCAACUCUGAGCCAUGA